UAUUGUGAAUUGUGGAAAAUAAGAUUAUCCAUUUUUGAGCUUUAUAUUUCUGACACACAAAAAUGUCGAUUCUUAUGUAUCGAUAUUCUUAUCGACUUUACUUUUUGAGUCGAUAUUUUAUCUUAUAUCGAUAUACCGAACUCAAGUCUGAAGUCUGAUGAAAUUACCAGCAGAUGCCUGUAGUAGUACUAUUUCUGAUUCCUGUGAAAUAAAAAAAAAUUAAAUUUUUUCGCUUGGUUUUUAUUUUAUACAUAAAAAGUAUAUGGCAGGAAAAUAACAUAUGAAUUGAUAUAUGUAGUUAUGUAUCAGAAAUUAGUACCGUUAAAAAGUUUUUAGGUUAUAAAGAAUUAAUUUACCAAAAAAAUAUGGAAAGAAAUCAACAGAUCAAUACAAUCGCCCAUUUCAGAAAAAAUCAUCAUACGAAACAGUGUAUGCUGAACUUCGCUAUCAGAACUAACAUUCUAGGACUAAGUGUAUCCGAGGAAAUUAAAAUUUCUUUGGAUAAAUCUGAAAAAAUUUUCAAUUUGAUAUCACGUAUACAACAGGAACUGAAAAAUUUAUUAAAAACUAAAUUCAACAGAUAUGUUGAAGAUAUCUAUGUGUCUUUUAAAAUAGGUAAAAAACAUGUAAAUGGUAAAAUUUUGUUGGACAACUUUCCAACUCCUGGGAGAAACCCUAUUAUCCUACAAGUAUUUGACCAGAAGCAUGUGGUUUCUUUUAAUGAUCCUCUUAUCAUAGACAUGAGUCUACCGCCAGUAGUAUUCGCAGAGUGCAGUAUUCAACCCGCUACAUUUGUAACUAUUUUUACUAACAACAAACUCUCUGAAUACACUUGGUACAAAUCAUUAGAUCAAGUUGAGUGGAUAAAAUGUGGUACAGGCUAUGAAUACAAAGUGAAGUUGGAAGAUGUUGAUCAUUAUUUGAAAUUGGUUUGCAUUCCCGUAGAAAACAGAAAGAGAGGACCAAUGGCAGAAGCCGCCUCACAAUCAAAAGUUCAAUAUAUGAAAGAUUUUUCAACUUUUCCCUUUCACAAAAGGCAUGAAUUUACUAAAAGUUAUUUGCAGGAUUUCACAUUCAGAGUUGUCUCAUAUAAUACUCCUUCCAAACGAUACACCCAGAUGGAUGAAAAGUACAGUUACUGUGAUCCAACAUUUCUAUCAAUUGACUACCGAACAUUAGUAUUAUUCAAAGAAUUAUUAGGCUUCAAAGCGGACAUAAUUUGUUUACAAGAAAUACACAAGAAAAUUUAUAAAAAUUACUUCAGAAGGCAGUUCCAGAUUAAUGGAUACUAUUGUUAUUAUAAUAGCAGUCAAGUUUCAGAAGGUUUUGGCUUGUUCAUUAGGCAGUGGAAUUUCAGACAUGUGCAUUCAAUGCAUGUACAGUUUGGCCAAGAAGUCCAAAGUAACCCUAAUUAUUCAUAUAUAUGGGAUCUGAUCAAAAGAAAUGAAGAUCUCAAAAAUGAAUUUGUGAAAAUGCCGACUUCUCUUCAAGUAACCGUACUCAGACAUUGGAAAAAGAAGUAUUAUGUGAUUGUUGGCAAUACUCAUUUUACCGAUAAGCCAGAGUCAAAUCAUUUGAGGUUAUUGCACAUCAACAUGACUACAAGCUAUAUGGAAACUUUGAAGAGAACUUAUGAAGAGAAUGGUGCCAAGGUAGCUGUGAUACUAUGCGGUAAUUUCAAUAGCCAACCUGAUCAGUCGUUAUAUGAAUAUGUAACGAAAGGAAUGAUCGAUCCAGCUCAUGAGGAUUGCUUGAAAGUCAGUGAAAAUGGAAUGAUAGCAAUGUAUCACUGUUUGGGAAUGGAAAGUGCCUGCGGAACUCCAAAGUUCACAAAUUAUACGAAAGAUUUCAAAGGUUGUUUGGACUACAUAUUUAUUGAAAGUGAAAAGUUGAAGGUCCGGCAGGUGAUUCCAAUGACAGAGGAAGAAGAGUUAGCCAAGCACGAGGGCCUGCCAAAUGAAUACUUUCCGUCAGAUCACCUUCCCUUAGUGGUGGAUUUGAAAUUCAAAUUGGGGCCGUGGGAAUUGGAUUGAAAGUUACAUGAAUAUUGUCAUCUGAUCUAUUGCUGUGGUAUUCUAGUUGUGCCGUAAAUUAUUAUUGUUAAUCAAGAGGUGUUCUAUUUUUGAUAUCAAUUUUCUGUAAUGAAUAUUAAUGUGUUUACAUUUUUGUAUGUCCCUUAGUAGUUGAUUUGAAAUUCAAAUCGGCGCAUUUGGGUUAAAAACCAUUAUAUUGUCGUCUGAUCUAUUACUGUGAUAUUCUAGUUGUGCCUUAAAUCGUUAUGGUUGAUCAUUAGGUGUUCUAUUUUUGAUAUAAAUUUUCUGUAAUGAAUAUUAAUGUGUUUACAUUUUUAUAUGUCCCUUAAUAGUUGAUUUGAAAUAAAAUCGGCGCAUUUGGGUUGAAAGUUACCAUUAUAUUGCCGUCUGAUCUAUUGCUGUGAUAUUAUAGUUGUGUCUUAAAUCGUUAAUCAUUAUAUGUUCUAUUUUUCAUAUCCAUUUUCUGUAAUAAAUAUUAAUGUCUUUACAUGUU
Molecule: messenger RNA, 2526 nt
Organism: Leptinotarsa decemlineata (Colorado potato beetle)
Lineage: Eukaryota; Metazoa; Arthropoda; Insecta; Coleoptera; Chrysomelidae
Product: 2',5'-phosphodiesterase 12
Biological process (GO): nuclear-transcribed mRNA catabolic process, deadenylation-dependent decay
Cellular component (GO): mitochondrion
Molecular function (GO): 3'-5'-RNA exonuclease activity
Source: RefSeq, a predicted model, not a curated record